AUGCCCGAGAGCACAGACCAAAACAAUCGAUCCGAGGACUCUUUUGAGGCUCUUCUCUGGAGCUUAGAUGAUACUUCAUCAACCGGACGCAAGCAGAAGAAAGUGAACCCACUCGAUCCUUACCUAACUGCCGCUCAAUUCUUCCGUCUAAACUACGACCUUUUUGCUAAUGUUUUCAUUAUUCUGCGAGAUGGAAUACUUGCUGAAUUCGAGCCCGAGGAUGCUGAUCAUGACCAAGAGCAGGACGAAGAAACACGAGCCAACAUUCAUCUGUUUAUGACAUUCGCAAAAUCGAUUCCGAACUUCAGUGGCCUCAUCGCAAAACUCGAACGAGAACCAGAGUCACUAACUAGUUUCCUCAAAUCGAUGGAAAGUGCAGUAAAUGCAGCUCGUUGCGACGAUACAGGAUCUCUCAAGCAUGCCGGACUUCAGUACAUGCUCGACGACCCAGCCAAGGAUCGUUUUGACCCCCCGAUACUCAAAUCUCACAGUAAGGCCUUGCGAGGGUGGAACCACCCACAGAUGGCACGACUCUUAUGCCCUGCACGGGAUAUUACUGAAUUUGACAUGGACCCGCAAGCUUAUAUGGACAAGGUCAACGCAGGGGAGAAGAAGAUCAGCGCAAAGCAAUGGCCAUCGAUGUUCUACGACAUGAGCUUGUAUGACUCGAAGAACAAGAAGAAGGGAUUCCUCCGAAGUCGUGUUGUGAUACAGGCAUGGCGCCAUAUCUUCACAGGUCCGAUGUCGGCUCUAUCCAAAGACAACAUCGGUCGCUUGUCGAAGCCUGGGAAGGGGAAAAUGCAUCACCUUGCCGAACCAGGGAUCAGAAACAUAAUGUAUGCGGCGUGUCAGAUGUAUUUCACAGCCAGCAAUGCAGAGUCAUGGACGCCUGUCAUUGGGGCCAUGGACUUUGGUGACCUGUACUAUAGAGCCAUCGACAUCGUCCAUGAUAAUGCCGAGCAGCAGUGGGUCAAAGAUCUAAUGAAAUUCUGGAAGGAUGAAACUCCUGGCCUGGCUGACAACCAUCCCUCCAAGCACCGCAGAGUUGCUGCAACCAGCAACUGUGAUACUGAUGACGACAUGGACAAUUUUUUUGGAGAUGAUACAGCAGCUGCUGACCAGAAAGAUGAGGAAAACGAAACACGUAGACUCGCCAACAAUGAUGAAUCUCUCACUCAGGCAGCGGCAGGCAGUUCAUGCACUCUAAAUCAGAGCAACACCGGCAAUCCUCAGAACAAUGCCCCUCCUACACCUCCUCACAGCUCCCCUGGACCGGCACCUCCUCACAGUUCCCCUGGACCGGCACCUCCUCGCAGCUCCCCUGGACCGGCACCUCCUCGCAGCUCCCCGGCUCCUGUUCAACGCGAACCUUCUCCUUUGAGCAAACCUCCGGCAUCUCCUCCACCUGCUGGACGCAAAAUGAAAUGA
Suillus discolor is the source of this 1428-nucleotide messenger RNA. RefSeq lists its product as uncharacterized. The record is from RefSeq and is a predicted model, not a curated record. Bases 1 to 1428 code for a protein of 475 amino acids. The transcript is spliced from 9 exons. NCBI's taxonomy places the organism in Eukaryota, Fungi, Basidiomycota, Agaricomycetes, Boletales, Suillaceae.